Tinamus guttatus (white-throated tinamou) is the source of this 850-nucleotide messenger RNA. Lineage: Eukaryota; Metazoa; Chordata; Aves; Tinamiformes; Tinamidae. The record is from RefSeq and is a predicted model, not a curated record.
AUGCCAAGGAGGCAGUUUUCCCACUCUGGGAGGGCCGGACGUGCAACCAGUCGGCAUCACGCCGCUUCUGCUACACCAACACGCGGGUCCCGCAGUGGCAUGACAUCUGGACCAGGAUGCAGAUCCGGAUCAACAGCAGCAGGAUGAUCCGAGUCAUCCAGGUGGACAGCGAGGAGGAGCUCAAAGAGCUGGAGAAGUUCAACAUGUGGAACUUCCUCUCCUCCUUCCUGAAGGAGAAGCUGAAUGACACCCGCAUCGACGUGGAUCUCUACAGCAACAAAACCUGCCUCAAGGUGGAGCUGCUGGAGACGGGCACCACGUACUGCGUCGUCCUCUUCGCAGGGUUUGAUCCGAAGCUCUUCCUGGUUUUCUUCCUGGGCCUCCUGCUGUUCUUCUGCGGGGACAUGCUGAGCAGGAGCCAGCUCUUCUUCUACUCGGCUGGCAUCAGUGUUGGCCUGCUGGCCUCGCUGCUCAUCCUCAUCUACGUGAUGGCCAAGGCCAUGCCCAAGAAAAGCCCCGUUUACCUCCUGCUGGUGGGAGGCUGGUCCUUCUCCCUCUACCUCCUCCAGCUGGUCUUCAAGAACCUCCGCGAGAUCUGCAGCUCCUACUGGCAGUACCUCCUGGGCUACCUGCUGCUCGUGGGCCUCGCGAGCUUCGGCGUGUUCUACCGCUACGGCCCGCUGGAGAACGAGCGCAGCAUCACGCUGCUCUCCUGGAGCCUGCAGCUCCUGGGGCUGCUGCUCGUCUACUCGGGCAUCCAGAUCCGCCCUGUGGCCCUGGCUGUCGUGGUCGCCGCCGUCUGCAGCAAGAACCUGGACUACCCCCUGCGCUGGGCCUGGGCCGCCUACGG